GUUUUUCUCCUUUUUUAUUCCUCUCCUCUCCUGUCUGCAUAUGGCUCUUCUUCCCCCCUACCCCCUUUUCAGCCUCUCUGAAAAGGCACACCAAAAUUCAACAUAUAUAAUUUCGUUGUCUUUAUGUAAUUGUGCUUUCUUCUCAAUUUUUCAAUGCGGGGAGUUGAACAUAUGAAAGAUUUGCUUCCUCGCCUUCUCCCACUUCUAUACAGGCCCCCACCCCAGGAAACUAAAUAAAAUGGGUUUUCCCCUUAUGUGUGAUAGGAUUGGGGCCCGCCUCUCCAAGUGUGUUAGUUGUCAAUAGAAAAACAGCAUCUCCAGCCUUGACCCAAAGGCUGCCUGCCCCCAGGCUCUAGCCCUGAGAUCCCAGGGAAGAUCAGGAUUGCACACAGAUCCCAUUCUCCUUUGUACAGAAAAUCGGGCAGCGAUGGAGGGGUUAGGAUAGAAAGCCUAUUUUGACUAGACGCUCCUUCCAGCCGCCCGCGGGGGCCACGGACAGCUGGGGGCGGGAAGGAGUGCGGCCGGUGCGGAACGAGGCUACUGCGAGCUGGGGGCUGGAGGAGAGAGGGGCGGGGCGGGACAGGACGCGGCAACUUCGCUCGGCGGCCACUUGGGCACCAGAAGCAGCAGCAGCUGCAGCGGCAGCAGCAGUUGUGGGAGCUGCAGACAGUCGGUAGAUCCUAGCAGAACCCGGGUUUUUAGGGGUGGAGUACAGCCAUUAGUGCGGCGCUGCACGCAAAGACCCCCGAGGUUCUGGGGGAUUUACCCAGGAGAGGCCAGGAUGAAACGCCCCCUAUCUUAGUGCCCCUCAUCAUUCUCUCCAAAUGGCUGAGCUUCUGGGCUCUGGUCCUGGCUGCUGGCAGGAGGCGAAGUGAAGACCCCCGCCCAGCAGUAGCCGGAGCGCAGGGUUAAGGGAGCGCAGGGGAGGACUCCAUGGGUUGCGCAGUCCGUCAUGGUGAUGGACAUCAACAGCAGCGGCGGCGGGGUCUCGGACCCAAGCUACUACAGUAGCCUUCGCUCUUUCCUACUCCAGGAGGUGGGACAGGGUCUCCGGGACCUGAGCCCCGACGGCGGCGGCGGUGGCGGUGGCGGCGACGGGAUGAUCUCGGGCUCCUGGGAGCCGCGUCUGCUGCCGGUGAUCCAGGAGGUCACAGCCAGCCCAGGGCCAGGAUUCUCCGCGGGAAACAACACCGGCUGUGGGGAGCAGAUCAAUUAUGGCAACACUGAGAAAGUUGUGAUCGGAGCCAUCCUGUCCCUCAUCACUCUGCUCACCAUCGCGGGCAACUGCCUGGUAGUGAUCUCCGUCUGCUUCGUCAAGAAGCUCCGUCAGCCCUCCAACUACCUGAUAGUGUCGUUGGCCCUGGCCGACCUCUCGGUGGCCGUGGCGGUGAUGCCCUUCGUCAGUGUCACGGACCUCAUCGGAGGCAAGUGGAUCUUCGGACACUUUUUCUGCAACGUCUUCAUCGCCAUGGACGUUAUGUGCUGCACGGCUUCGAUCAUGACCCUCUGUGUGAUCAGCAUUGAUAGGUACCUUGGGAUAACAAGACCUCUGACGUACCCCGUGAGACAAAAUGGCAAAUGUAUGGCCAAAAUGAUCCUUUCCGUGUGGCUCCUGUCUGCCUCGAUCACUUUACCUCCUCUCUUUGGCUGGGCCCAGAAUGUCAAUGAUGAUAAAGUUUGCUUAAUCAGCCAGGAUUUUGGCUACACAAUUUACUCCACUGCAGUUGCAUUUUACAUCCCCAUGUCUGUGAUGCUUUUCAUGUACUACCAGAUUUACAAGGCUGCUAAGCGAAGUGCUGCUAAACAUAAAUUUACUGGCUUCCCUCGGGUUGAAGAAAAUAAUGAAGGUGUCAUUUCAGUCAAUGGCAUGGUGAAGCUCCACAAAGAUCCUGAAGAAUGUGCCAAUUUUUCCAGACUCCUUAAACAGGAGAGGAAAAAUAUCUCCAUCUUUAAGAGGGAGCAGAAAGCAGCCACCACUCUUGGGAUUAUUGUCGGGGCCUUUACUAUAUGUUGGCUCCCAUUCUUCAUCCUCUCGACAGCAAGGCCAUUUAUCUGUGGGACUUCCUGUAGCUGCAUCCCAUUGUGGAUGGAGAGAACAUUCCUGUGGCUAGGUUAUGCAAACUCCCUCAUUAACCCUUUUAUAUAUGCCUUCUUCAAUCGAGACCUGAGGACCACCUAUCGCAACCUGCUCCAGUGUCGAUACAGGAACAUCAACCGGAAACUUUCAGCUGCGGGGAUGCAUGAAGCUCUGAAGCUGGCUGAGAGACCUGAAUUUGUGCUGUAAGACAAAACUCUGACUACAGUCGGAAAAAAAGUCAUGAUUCAUGAUGGAGUCUGAAAUCAACAAGGAGUGAAAGAGGUGACUCACUCUUAAUGAAGAAGUUUCUGGCUUUCAAAAUACAGCUUCUCCUGUGGGAGGAACCAUUCAAAUGUGACGUCAACGUGGAUGAUCCAUUGUAUGACAUGUGCUGAUUUGGAGAGGGAUGAUCACUCUCUCUUGCUUGCUUUCCAUUUGUAAAUCAAUGCUAUUGUGUACAACUAAAAAUCAAUGUCUGUGUAUGACAGCAAGAUCAUGUUUUAGCAAUAAGCACAUUAACAAAACUGCAUUCUGUAGAAGAUGGAAACCCAGUUUCUAGUGCUUCACAUCUGUCUAAGUCUGUAUAAGUGAAAGGAAGUCCUAGUUCACAGUCCCCAUGCUUCUGAGGCAAGAUAUUACUAUGAAUAUUCAGGGAUCAUUGAUGAAAAAAAGCUGUAUUUUGUUGUAGGACAAAUAGAUAUUUUUUAAGCAAACACUGGUAAGUCGUUGUGUUGAAAAUGUUGCAUGCCCGUGUUAGAAAACAAAACUACUGUAGUCCGCUAAUAUAAACCUAGUUCCAGGGCAUUGUUUAUUUAAAGCCCCUGUCAAGUAGUUUGGCUUUUUUUUACAGAGGCCCUUGUGUCUUUCCCAUAAAAGUACUUUAUGUGUUGAUCUACUUAUUGUUCCUAUAGGACUCAUGAAUGGAUUUAAGGCUGGAAAGGGCCAGAAAGCCUGGCCAUAGAUUUUGCUUUGCAAACAGUUCUUCCUCAGGGUGCUAAGGGAAUGGGAUAAUUCAUUUCCCAAGGUUCGUGGCAACCCAAGAGGGAAAAAAGGCUGCACUGGGAGCAAUCUGUCAUGCAACAAGCAUUCAUUAAGCACUUAUUAUGCUUGUAAGUGCUGGGAUAUUAAAAGAAGAAAGACAGAAUAGGUUUCCAAACCUUGAAUUGCUUCCUAUUCUGAUGUCACAGAUCCAGUAACUGGCGGAUGCCAUUUUGUGACCAGUGUGACCAGAUUGCACUUCAAGGCAGACGUGCUUGUCGCCUGCCUGCUGCUGAAUAUUCAGUGGGAAGAACUGCUUCCUUUGAGCAUCAUCAUGCUCAACUUUGUGAAUGAAUUUGAUGGAAAAAGGAGAGUGCCCUAGAGCCUUGGCUAGAAGCCUCUGAGAAGGCCAUUAGGCUCAUUCAUUGUGAUGUCUGUAUCUUAAAGCAAAGGUGUGUAUUGAGUGAUGCAAGUCUGUCUUAUGUAAAGUCAACAAUUGAGGCAGGCUGCAGACAGAAAUGAUCCUGUCAUGGAUCUGACUUGUCAAACUGUGAGGUUCAAUAAACACAGGAUACAGGAACGAUGGUAAUUCUGAGACGGCAGAGCCAACGGGAGGAAGCCUUCAGCUCCAGGUGAUGGAUGGAGAGCCCUGUGAGCAUGUGGACAGUUUUCCCCACAGUAAAGGAGACGAUACGCUCCUCAGACUUUGUGGCUUUCUAACAGAGACCCCAGACUGGACAUGCAUGAUUUUGCUUUGGCUCUGCCUCUUACCAGGAUCAGAGAAGCACCUGCAUCCCAGAUGAAGAGAAGAUGGGUACUUAUCUUCUAGACAAAGCUGUGUCAAUAUCUUAACUGCAGACUUCAUAGAGUGACUGUACAUAAUUAUAUUCAUAAUUUAAAAGAUUAAGUAUAGUAAUAUGAAUGUUGUGUUCCAUUUGAAAAUGUUUUAUUACAUUAAAUCAAAUAAAGUCUAUUUAUAGCUGCAACAAAGUAAA
Antechinus flavipes (yellow-footed antechinus) is the source of this 4050-nucleotide messenger RNA. RefSeq names its product 5-hydroxytryptamine receptor 7 (gene HTR7). Lineage: Eukaryota; Metazoa; Chordata; Mammalia; Dasyuromorphia; Dasyuridae. Gene Ontology annotation, cellular component: dendrite; membrane. The record is from RefSeq and is a predicted model, not a curated record. Gene Ontology annotation, biological process: G protein-coupled receptor signaling pathway, coupled to cyclic nucleotide second messenger; vasoconstriction; smooth muscle contraction. The transcript is spliced from 3 exons. Gene Ontology annotation, molecular function: neurotransmitter receptor activity; G protein-coupled serotonin receptor activity. The coding region runs from base 953 to 2284 and encodes 443 amino acids.